Trichoderma harzianum CBS 226.95 is the source of this 329-nucleotide messenger RNA. RefSeq lists its product as hypothetical. The transcript has a single exon. Gene Ontology annotation, molecular function: RNA-DNA hybrid ribonuclease activity; nucleic acid binding. Bases 48 to 224 code for a protein of 58 amino acids. NCBI's taxonomy places the organism in Eukaryota, Fungi, Ascomycota, Sordariomycetes, Hypocreales, Hypocreaceae. The record is from RefSeq and is a predicted model, not a curated record.
UAGAUGGUAUACUAGGACCAACCCCCGCCUCGUCCUAAGGAGCCUACAUGGGGCUACGCCAAAUCGCCCAGAAACUACUUCCACGGGUGACCACGAGGGUAGCCUGGGUCCCAGGUCACAAAGACGUACUAGGAAACGAAGAAGCCGACCGACUAGCAAAGGAGGGUUCAGAACUCCCUUGCCACUCGAGAAACUACUCUACCAUUACCUUCAUCAAGAGGUAGGUAAAAAAAAAACGCAGGGAAAUACAGGACGACAACUGGAACGACAACUACCCAGAGUCCUACAAGGCAGGUAGAUGGGGCCUCUACAAAGCCCCCUCUAUGCCC